AUGGAAUCAGCAAUCAGAUCUCGCAAACGAAAGCACUCGUCGUCGAAAUCGGAUCAUUUUAGAGGUGUAUUCACUCGCAGCAAGUCGCUGAUCCAUAUCCAUCGACACCGCUCCGGUUAUGCUCGACCCGAUUCGAAUCGCAGCCGUAGCCUUAUUCACUCAUUAGUAGCCAAACAACAACAAUCAGUAGAUGCAGUUAAUACAAAUCAAGGUUCAGUGAAGGAUCUACGAGCACGGAGAGUGUUUUCACCUACAGAUAAUGAUGUUGUUGUAUCUAUAGGUGACGUUGUUUUAGAAGAUGUAGAUUGUAAGAAUAUUGAUGAUGCAAACCCUAAUUUUUCGGAUUUGGGGGUUUCCGAUAAGGAUGGGCAGAGUGAUGAAAUCGGAUUUGAGGCCGAAAAAGUCGAGCAAAAUAAGGAUGUUGAUGAGAAGAUUGGGAUGGUUUCUAAAGGUUCUGUUAGUAAAAGCCAGCCUACGGUACAAAGUUUAAAAGGCCGAAGGAAGGUAUUUAAAAGUCCAAGCUCUUUUAGCUAUAGAAGGUUGCUUCCUUAUCUGGAGGAUCUAGGGAAUGAUGACUCUUCAAGUUUUGAGAUAGUUGAGGCAAAAUUGUCCGAACAAGCUCAAAAUUCUAAUACUGUUGCCACUAAAGACCAGGACAUUGGUGGUGCUUUUACUAAGGCUAAAAGUUGUGAAAAACAAUAUUCAAACGGUGGAAAUCCUGAUAUAACUACAACUGUUGAGAACUCUGAUUUGGUGCAAAAAAACAAUGAAGAUGUUAUAAAUGAUGCAUUAGAGGAGAGUGAGCAGAUGACACCACCAGAUUCAGAUGUUUAUAGUAAAUCGAAGGUUGAUAAACUCCUUGAUGUGCAUGCAAAGCCAGCAUCUAAGCCGGUACUUCGUCCUUACUCUAGAAUGACAUUACUGCAAACUCCAACAUCUUUUAGUCAUAGAAGAUUGCUUCCUUUCCUGAUGAGUGUUGCCGGAGACAAUUCAUGCGCCCCAAAAGACGGUCAAUCCUUAAUACUUGAGAAGGCUUCAGAUCGUAACCAACAGCAGCCAAGUCUCUCGACACAUCACAAUAUCAAUACAGACGAGUCUAACACCAAUGAUACGUCUGGACAGAUGAGUACUGCGGAUCAGAAAUCAGAUUCUCCUACAUCCACCUUGAUUCCAAUUGACACACCAUUUGAUAUAGUAAAUACAGUCGCACCAGUUUCAAAUUACAAUGGUUUGGAUAUUCAAGGAGCAGAAAAAGAGUCCAUUGGAUCAACUUUACGGAUGGAAGUAAAUACACAAGCCAAACAAAUCGACAGUUCCAUUAAAAUGGAGCAAUCAUCACCAAAAAAUAAGUUGAAAUCUGUUGAAGAGUCUUCUACAGUUAUAGAAACAUUGCCCGGCAUACUCACUGAACAAAGUAUUAACAAUAAUGACGACCUCACCAGAUUAAGAAGUAAUCAUAGUGGGGACAAUCAGACGCCAGUCACUGUAAGUGUACAACAUUCAUUGUUGCCUAUUACACCACAAAGUGCCCCUAGAAUUAUUGGGGAAAUAAUCAAAACUGGAAUAUUGAAGAGAACUCCACGAGGGUGCAGAGGGAUCUGUAACUGUCUGAACUGCAUGUCAUUUCGUUUACAUGCUGAACGAUCCUUUGAGUUUUCAAGAAAUCAGAUGAAUGAUGCUGAAGAGGUUGCAUUGGAACUCAUUAAUGACUUGACAUGUCUCAGGAAGAUUUUGGAAAGCACUGCUAAUGGUUCCGUUUCUCUUGCUACCGAAAAGGAACAACAGGUAAAAGAAGCCUGUGAAAAAGCUUUGUAUAAGGAAGCUGUAGCAAAAGCUAAAUUGGCCCAAAUGAACGAGGAUCUAAGUGUUCAUUGCAGAAGCGUGAGCUUAACGAGGCCAAAAGUGACAUUUGCAAACAAGGUUGAAGAAAAAGUUUAUUCAAAGGAGGUUGUUUAUGGAAAGAAGGGAGUCUCAAAAUGAUCUGUUGUUAAUCUUUUGCAGGGUGUAGCUAAGCUUUAUAUUGAUCAAUGUUUUGAUGUAUGUGUAAAUUUUAUGAGUUGGUUAGUACCCAUGAAGCUUGUGUUUACCUUUUAUGGGAUAUACAACAGAUGAUAAUCUUUUUGAAGUUGUGCUGAAUUGAUCAACAAAUUUUUAUUU
Messenger RNA from Erigeron canadensis, 2157 nucleotides. RefSeq lists its product as uncharacterized. Bases 1 to 1980 code for a protein of 659 amino acids. The record is from RefSeq and is a predicted model, not a curated record. The transcript has 7 exons. Lineage: Eukaryota; Viridiplantae; Streptophyta; Magnoliopsida; Asterales; Asteraceae.